AUCAUGCUUGACUUUCGCUCGGUCAGACCGGCUUUCCCAGGGUCCGGUUCUUAAAACCAUGCCUGUACCCGUAAGGCCGUGUUUCUCCCCAGACAAAACCCUACUCCCCGCCCCACUCUUGCUCUCUCUGGAAUUCAAUUGAAGCCAUGAUUGGGGGCCUAAGAUGGACGACCAAGAAGCUGGGUGCAGUGGUGAGCAGGAGGAAUGGGGUGAUCGAGGUUUCGAGUCCACUGGAGCCACGGUCAUGGUCGCGGUCCUACGGUCUGAUCCCAAUGGUGAUAGAGCACUCCUCCAGAGGAGAACGAGCCUACGACAUCUUCUCUCGCCUCCUCAAGGAGCGAAUCAUCUGCAUCAAUGGUCCCAUUGCUGACGACACCGCCCAUGUCGUCGUCGCCCAGCUCCUCUUCCUUGAGUCCGAGAACCCCUCAAAGCCCAUCCACAUGUACCUCAACUCCCCCGGCGGCGCCGUCACAGCAGGUCUUGCUAUAUACGAUACAAUGCAGUACAUUCGGUCCCCAAUCAAUACAACAUGUUUGGGUCAAGCUGCAUCAAUGGCUUCUCUUCUCUUAGCAGCUGGUGCCAAGGGUGAGAGGCGGUCACUCCCGAAUGCGACAGUUAUGAUUCACCAGCCUUCUGGGGGUUACAGCGGGCAGGCAAAGGAUAUGACAAUUCACACAAAACAGAUUGUCCGGGUUUGGGAUGCACUCAAUGCUUUGUAUUCGAAGCAUACAGGACAAUCUGUGGACAUAAUUCAGAAGAAUAUGGAUAGGGAUUAUUUUAUGACUCCAGAUGAGGCAAAGGAGUUUGGGAUAAUUGAUGAGGUAAUUGAUCAGAGACCCAUGGCUCUAGUCGCUGAUGCUGUUGGUAAUGAAGGCAAAGAGAAAGCUCCGAAUUAGAGCUCCGAAUUAGAGUUAAGAGGGUAUUAUCUGUGUUAUAUGAUUGUAUUUCCUUCGGCAGAUAGAUUUUUGUAGUUCUAAAAUUCUGCAGGAAAAAUGUGCUUAUUUUUUUCUUAGUUGUCAUGUUCCCUAAAUUAAUACAUUUUUUUCUAAAA
Molecule: messenger RNA, 1051 nt
Organism: Malania oleifera
Lineage: Eukaryota; Viridiplantae; Streptophyta; Magnoliopsida; Santalales; Ximeniaceae
Product: ATP-dependent Clp protease proteolytic subunit 2, mitochondrial
Exons: 2
Coding region: 147-896 (249 amino acids)
Biological process (GO): protein quality control for misfolded or incompletely synthesized proteins
Cellular component (GO): endopeptidase Clp complex
Molecular function (GO): ATP-dependent peptidase activity; serine-type endopeptidase activity; ATPase binding
Source: RefSeq, a predicted model, not a curated record